Chinchilla lanigera (long-tailed chinchilla) is the source of this 439-nucleotide messenger RNA. Its product is annotated as protein S100-A6-like. The record is from RefSeq and is a predicted model, not a curated record. Gene Ontology annotation, cellular component: perinuclear region of cytoplasm; nucleus; cytoplasm. Bases 100 to 378 code for a protein of 92 amino acids. The transcript has 2 exons. Gene Ontology annotation, molecular function: S100 protein binding; calcium ion binding. NCBI's taxonomy places the organism in Eukaryota, Metazoa, Chordata, Mammalia, Rodentia, Chinchillidae.
GGUGAGGACAGAUGUCCCAGGGUGUGUGGUGAACAAGAAGUCCUGUUGAGUGGGCUCUGCCCACCCCCUCUGUCUCCGCUUCUAGCCCAGCCUGCCGCCAUGGCUUUAGAUGUGGAAGACAUCAUGUUAUUUCUUGUGACCCUCUACUUGAAGUACUCUGGCCGGGAAGGUGACCCAGAAACCCUAACAAAGCAGGAGCUGAGGGACCUGAUCCUCACAGAGCUUCCAUUUGGUAAGAAGCUGCACCCUGCUGAGUUAGAGUCAUUCUUUGAAGAACUGGACUUAAACAAAGAUAAUGAAGUGAAUUUCGUGGAGUUCAGCACUUUCUUGGGGAGCUUGGUUAGGCUCUACCAAGAUGAACCCAGGAAGGACUUAUGAAUUGGAAAAUCCCCUUCUGGGGGUCCUGAGACAAAUCCAGCUGUAAUUGUACAAUAAAUGU